CGGCGGCGCCGCGCCCGGGAGGGUUUGGGGAGCGGGGAGGAGCUGCCGCGCAUCCCUAUCCCGCCUAAGGGGCGGCGGCGGCUGGCCGGAGGGGUCGUGUGCAGGGACACGGAGGCGGUGGUGGCGAUGGCGCAGCAGCCGCCGAUGUCACGCCGUGUUAGGCCCCAACGCGCCGCCCGCCAGCGCCACCGCCAGGGAGCUCCGUGCCGGGAAGGGCUGAAAGGGGCAGGGAUGCUCCCGGGGCUGUUACAGCCCAGGAUAGCGCAGCGAGCUGAUAUUUCCACUUUAAUUAAUGCAGGUCCCGUAGUGGUGGCCUCGGUGUCACCGCAGACCGCGUCACUGCGGGUGCGGCAAGCAGAGGAGCCAUUUCGCUGUGCCACGGGCGAUGCCGCUGCAGCCACGGACACAGCGGCGGCCGCGGGCCGGAGAAUCAGCACGAAAAGCCUGCACAGCUGCUGGUCAGCCACGGUGUGUGAUGCGACAGACACGUACAUUAGAUUGUGUGGCACAAGCUGGCCUGCACACCCACAGAGGAGCACAGGGUGAUGCCAGCAGGAGAGGGAGCCCAAGCAGCACCUGGCAGGCCGCUUCCAGGCCCAUCCCAGGAUCCACCAGCCCACUAAAGGCCCAUUUCCAGGGACACAGGGGCACAAUGGCAGGUGGGAACCCACAUUAAGGACUCAGAGAAAGGAACACCCUGUCCAGCCCCAUCCCAGGGGAGCCUCAGCUCCAGAGCACCUUUGGGAUUGGGGGUGUAACUGUGCUCAGGGUGUGGGACGCAGGAUGGGAUGCAGGGGAAGAACAUUUGGGAAUUACACAGGACUCAUUAGGGAGUGUUUAGGACUGGAACCAGGGCUGAUCUACGUCUGAUUAAACAAUGAAAUCAAAUAAACUGAUAUAGCCUACAGGAAUAAAAAGGGCCAGACACCUGUCAAUAAUUUGUGAUGGUUUGUCCAUGUCCUGCACCUGAUCAGUGCAGCCUGUCAGGUCUUCUCACUGAACUUUUGCACUUUGCCCUGGGUGAGGAACUCUUGGCCAGAGCAGCACAGGGACUUGGCUACUUGGGGGCUGGAGAGGUUGGGAUUGAGGGGCAGCUACUGGGCACUGCCCAAGCCCAGCUGCUGGAAGGAGACACUAUACAUGUGUGUAAAUACUUCUAUAAAUACAGAUAUACACAGAUGCUCACUAGUGCACCUCCAUCCUGCUCAGCUGGAGCAGGGCGUGGGAUGAGGCUGUGUGGGAGUGCUCUGUGUGGAUGCAUGUGUAAUCUGUGUCCAUGUGUAUUUGCUUAACUGGUGCAUAUGUGACUUUGUGCACGUGCCUAUUGGGAAUACAAACUCUGUCUGGCUAUUACUUAGACAUGGGCAUGGAGCUGCAGCAGCCUCACCUCUCUUGGUCUAUCAGACCUCAGACAAUUUUGCCACAUCAAUAGAUAAACAUAUUUGUGUACAUAUAUUACAUUGGCCUAUUCCAAUAGGGCUUCAUAUAGAAGCACAGAAUUUCUACCCAUUGAAUUGAAACAAGAUAGAUGAAAGCAGUCAGGCAACAGCUUUCUCCCAAAGCAUUUGCACCAAAAAACAACACAAACCAAAAAACCACACAACAACAACAAACCAGUUCCGCUUUUCUUUCAGGGAUUUCACGUUUCUUGUACCCUACCUGAGCACAUCUGUAAUGCAGCAGGAGGUCUGGUUACAGUAUUGGUUGGCACUCCUGGUAUACCCUGAAUCAAAUUAGCACAGUUAUAGGUGGUAGCAGAGAUCUUCAGGUUCUCCUGGUUUUGAUAAAAGUCUGGUUUUAGGUGCAGCUGAGAUAAUGCAAUGCAGGUCCAAGGAUGAGUUCCUGUUUCCUGUCUUUGUGCUCUUCUGCUCCCUUCUACCCACCAAGUACCUAUUUUCAGGCAUGGUGAGCUCUGUUCAUUCUGCAUCUCUUGUGAUAACCUGCCCUUAACAGCCACCACAGAUGAUACCUUUUUGGAUCACAGUCAUCACCUGCAGGCAAGGAUUUGCAAAACUUGGGGCCUUAUGUGGGGUGAGGCUGUUAAGCAUACCAGAGAGAGAGAGGGAAGGUCUAGGCUGUCUGGGUCUGUGUGGUCAUGGAGCAAGGCAUGGAAACAGCAAAAAGCACCACCAGAUUUCCAAAUGUCUGAAAGCAGAGAGAUCUGAGACCAGGCUGACAUCAGGUGCUGGUAAAAUUAAGACAGAAGGUAGCUUCAUUUCUGACAAGAACUUCUGAUGCCCUCAGUGUUUUUGUAAUCUGAGUUAAUUCAGCUGGAGGGAAUUUACUCUUAAACUAAUACAUGAUUUUGAGAAGAAUUUUUCCUCAUGCAAAAGCAAGGCACACCCUCAGCAUGUUUUUAAACACAGCCUGAAAAGAUGACAACAACAUUAAAGGCUGAUGAAUGACCCUGAGCUGGAGGAAGAAGAGUGGAAGUAGACAGAAUAAACAGAUCACCCAUCAUGCUGUGAUUGGGUUAAAUUCCAGUUUAGGCAUAAUACCCCCGGCUCUUGUUUUCCCCAGUGCAAUGGGAUGCCAGAAAAUGGUAUCACGAUAAUACAGCCCUUUCUAAAAAAGGCCAUGGAGCCAGACUGCUGACCAUAUUUAGCUCUACUAAAUUGCGAUUGGCACCAGCAAGCCUUGGUUGUCACCCACUGACAUUUUGUUCAGCCCUAAAAAUGAAAACAGUUGGCUGCGCUGUUUCAAGCCGUGAGAGUCACUGGGGACUCGCAGACAGGGAAAGAUAAGACAAAGUAACAAGUUCAUUAUGAUUUAGGAUCUCAAAGGCACCACAACCAAAAGGGUUGUUCUGUGUUUCUGAGGCAGUGAGAGGUAGCAGCAAACGGCGGCAGGGUCACAAGGGAUGUCUGUAGCCAGAUGGGGUGAGCACCCACCAGGGAGAAGCAGCACCUGCCCCAUCUGCACCCCUGAAGCUCCCUGGCAUGGACAACCGGUCCAUAAUCACCAUCAAUAUGAAGUGCUCACCAUGGGAGUCACCGUGAAAUGCUUUAAUGGACCCGUGGCUGCAGUACAAUAUGACUGCUCCCCUUUGCUCCUUUGCUUCCCCAGAUCUGGCUGAAAAAGGGUGAUGCUGGGAGCUGUACCCUCAGGCUUACUCUUCGUGUCUGGUGGGACCUUUUCACUGUGCAGUGGAGGGAUUGAAGCUUGGGAGUCUCCUGGGGGUCCCCAGGAGGAGGGCAGGUCCCUUUGCCCAGCUGCUCGAGCCUGGACCAUUCCCAUUCUCCUUUCCUUAUGUCCACCCCGCCUGGACAGAUCAGAAAACCACCACUGCUGCGUGUGCCAGGUGCUGCAUCCAGUGACAAUGGGAACUGGGUGACAAUUCCAACUGCAGAAACCACAAAGUGGUGUGGGCACCAAGGGGAAUUAAGCUGUAAAGGGUAAACCUCCAUCAGAGAGCAGCAGGGAGGGCUGGGAAAGGGGUUUGAUCUUUUUCUCUGAUGCAGGGGGUACAAAAUACUGUUGGUUCUGCCUCUCCACUUGUCUGUGAAGUAUCACUCCAGGAGUGACAGAGUUAACAAAUACAGUGAAAGAGACAGCUCUGUAAGCUGAGCUACAUGGUCACAUGCACAGGUUUUAUUUUUAACAUCCCAAAACUACUUGAUGUUUCUGCCUGGGCUUGCUCCGUGUCCUUCUGUUCUCUUCUCUUCCUUUGCUUGCAGUUCUCCCUCACCCACCUCACUUCAGUCCAGCUGAGCACAACCAGGAGAGAAGUGUUUGGUACAUGCACGGGGACUCUAUGAUCAAGCACCGGGCCCAGAAAGCUCCCCCUGGGCAACACAGGCACUGUGAGCGAUGUUUCAGCCGGCACUGCCGCGCGCCCAUUGAGGUCUCCGUGUCCUGCAUGGUGAUCAGCUGCCGCCUCCACUGUGGGGCCACCUUCCACAUGUGCAAGGAGGAGGAGCACAAAUUACUCUGCCCCUUGGAGCAGGUGUCCUGCCUCAACUCAGCCUAUGGCUGUCCUUUCUCCAUGGCCCGCUUUAAGCUGGGAAAGCACCUCCAGGUCUGUCCAGCCAGUGUUGUCUGCUGCUCGAUGGAGUGGAACCGCUGGCCAAACGUGGAUUCAGACACAACCCUGCACAAGAAUAUUAUGAAAGAGGCCUUGAACGAAGAAUGUCUGGACACAGCUUUGGCACUCAGAGACCAGAAGAUACUUUUCAGGACUUUAAAAAUAGCUGAAUUAUUUCCAGAGUGGAGGAAAAAGGAUGAACUGGAGGAACUAAUGGAUCAAGCCAUGGGUGGGGAAGCAGGUGCUGUGGGAGGAGCUGCCUGUGGUUCCCAAGAGGGCAAUAACCAGUCUGAGCUCAGUCAACGUGAGCGGGAAGAUUUGGCAAAGGACAAAGAGGGAAUGGACCUGGGGAGUUACAAAACCUGGGAGAACAUUUUCAGCAAAGAGCUUCUGGCUUGCCAGGUAACGGGCUCAGCAACCAGCACAGGACAAAAGACGGAGGAGGCUUCCAAGAAAACAGCAUCAGCCUCUCAUGCUGCCAACUCCACAGAAAAGGCAAAGGAAGGACCUGAUGGUGCAGAAGAAGGAAAAGGCCAAAAGUCUGAACAAGUAACACCAAGUAGAGAACUGAAUGGACUGGCUCCCUGGCAAGAAGGGGUCCUGGAAAGGCUGAAGAAGGAAGUCGGUGUAGCUGAUUACAACAUGUAUCUGGUGCAUCACGGGGGAAUGCUCAUCCGCUUUGGCCAGAUGGCUGCUUGCACUCCGAGAGAAAAAGACUUUGUCUAUGGGAACUUGGAAGCUCAGGAGGUGAAGACUGUCUACACCUUCAAAGUGCCAGUUAGUUACUGUGGCAAAAGAGCACGACUAGGAGAUGCACUGGGCCACAAGAUGCCAACUUCAGACAAGUCAGUGGAUACCUCAGAACUGGGAAUAAAUGUAGAAGAACUACCUAAGACAAACAUAGUUGAAGCCACGCUGCUAUGUGCUCUGGAAAAAGAGCUGAAAGGCCAUGAGAUCUCUGAAGCAAGAGGUAUCGAUGGACUCUUUGUGGAUUUUGCAACACAGACAUACAGCUUUCCUUUGGAGCCCUUCUCCUCUGGUGCAGUUCUAGCAGAUAUUCUGGAUGAAAACAGCCCACCAGAACUGCACAUGGAGCUCUACACUGAAUGUGUAACCAGAAGACACAACAAAAGCAGUUCAGCUUUCACAUUCACUUGCAGUCAUUUCUUUAGGAGGGAUGAGUUCCCAUCCCACUUCAAGAAUGUGCACGCUGAUAUCCAGUCAUGCCUGGAUGGGUGGUUUCAGCAUCGCUGCCCACUGGCCUACUUGGGAUGUCCUUUUGUCCAAAAUCACUUCCGCCCUGAGGGACUUAAGGCCAAGGUUAUUUACAGCAAGCCUCUCAAGACAUUUGCUAUUAAGCCAGAGGUGGACACCAUACUUGCUGAACCGGGCAAGUACAAUUUCACAGUGGAUAGUCGAGGGAGAAACAAGGACUUGCUGAGCAGCCUCCCAGUGGAAGUGCUCAAGUACAUUGCAGGAUUCCUGGACAGCUUCAGUUUAUCUCAGCUAUCACAAGUGUCAGUGCUCAUGAGGGACAUCUGUGCCACUCUUCUUCAAGAGAGGGGAAUGGUCCUGCUGGUCUGGGAGAAAAAAAGAUAUUCCCAUGGUGGUACUUCUUGGAGAGCUCGCAAAAAGAUCUGGCAGUUCAGCAGCCUGUUCUCCAGAGUUCACAACUGGCAGCGCAGUGACGUCCCGAGCAUGUCGGAGCACCUGAGGAAUUGUCCCUUCUACCAGGCAGAGCACAGGACGGACCCCGUGCUGCUGACGGGCAUGACUGAAUCUCGGGAGCAGACUCGAAAGACUUUGGUCUCUACUUUCAAGCACAGAGUCUGAACAGCUUGCUUCCCCUCUGCCAUGCUUCCUUCAGGGCUCCUGAGAUGAAGAUUUGGGGAUUCAGAUGUAAAGAUUAUUGCUUCCAACUCUCCUUUGGACAUACAAAAUUGGCUUCUCCCCAGCUGCGUUUGCAACAUCUGCUUUUUUUUUUUUUCCCCUGCAUUAAUUUGUUAAAACUUCAACCACUGCUUACUAACAUCACAUGCUUUCUGUUUAUGUUUCUGUUCCUGGUUUGAUACAGCACCUUGAAGAAAGCAAUGAGGAUCUUAUUUGAAAACAGCAUUUUUACUUCCUUGAAGGUAGGCUGCUGCUCCUGUACUAUGUGCCUGAGGGAAGCAAGAGCAGUUAAUCUAUUUAGCUCAAAUAAAUCUGAAACACCUUAGUUUUGUCUGGAAAGCCAAGUUCUUGGAGCACAAGUAGAUGCUCUCCUGCCUGGCAGACCUAGGGACAGCUAACCUGCUCUGAGACAUGGGCAAAAGAAAAGGGCACCCCAAAAUUACGUGAAUUAAUUAGAACUCUGUUGAGAACUUGGGAACUCACUGUGCAGCCACAGACCAUCAUUUAGGACCCUGACUAAAGCAAGCAGGCCUAGCUGAGUGCAAGCUUAAAGCUGAGCUCAUAGGAGCAUUCAAACCAAACCAAAGCAAACGAACUUGCUCUUUGUUAGAAGUAAUUUUAGAGACUCAAUUGACUUUUUAUAUCUUAAGAUGACAACUUUCUGCGGUUUAUCUGAAAAUUCAUUAAAGCUAUUAAAGAAUAUUUGAAGUAAUUUUUAAAAUGCCUUACCAAUUCAGUUUUGCAGUUGUAAAUUGCAAAUUCUAAUUGUAAGCAACUGGAAACAGGAUGUCAAAGAAAUAAUAUUCUUUUCCAUAAAAGAUAAGUAAUUCAGUAGCCCAUUCAGAAAAGUAUGGGUAAUAUUUACUUCAAUUAAAUGGGCUAGAGCAUAGAAUCUUUUUUUUACACAGCAGAAAAGUGAUUAGAAUUUGGUUUAUCUUUUAAUAAAUACACUAACUUCAACCAGAAUGGGCUUGCUGAGGCAACAGAUGAGAGAAAACAGGCGUGUUACCAGCAGUGUCUGUCUUGUUACACUAUUUGAACCUGUUUCAGUGGUGCUAGUCAGAAAUGCCAUGGAUGUGGUGGUGGGUGAGAUUCCUCUGAAAUGGCCAUAAACUUAUUUGUCAGCUUGGGACAGUUUCCAGCCACUGCACAGCCACAGGGUGCUGACUCACCCCCUUUCUUUUUGAAGCUCGUAGAGAGAAGUGUGAGCUCAGGACUGAGGUCUGGCUUUCAUCUCUCUGUCUUGGGUAGGAGAACCUUGUUGAGAACUGGGAUAGUUACUGGACCACUGCUCUUCUCACCUGGGCUGGCCAGGUGCAAACUGGCUCUGGUAGAUGGAUGCGUGCCACACUUGCCAUCCUCAGCCUCGGUGCAGAAGGAGCCCCUCUUACCCAGAGAGGCUGCUGAAGAACCUGAGCUGAGUGCUUGGUAAUCAAAGGCAUGAAUUGUGUGGUGACCCAAACCACCCUAAGGGCAGCUCAGCCUUGUCUACACUAGCAGCUUAAGUGGGCCCUGUGAGGUUUUUAACCAUAUGAGGAUGUUUUUUAUCUCCAGAUACACACCCUCAGGAGCAUACGGUCUGAGCUGUGAGGACAGUGGAAUGGUCUCGGGAAAAAGAAAAGCAGCAGGGGUUUUUGUUUUGUUUUUUUGUUGUUGUUGUUUGGGUUUUUUUAUGCUACUCUAUUUUUUGCCCCUAGAGAUCCUUCCUGGGAAGUCUCAUAAUGCUCUAGAUAUGAAAAUAAACUCUGCACAUGCAUCCUGCAGAAAACACAAGUAGCAUCCCAGGUUUAUCAAGAGGAAACUGAAGGAGAUGAACACAGGGAACCUAAGCUGGACCAACAGCAGUUAGAACCAGAUGCUCUGAUCCUUCAUCCCUGAGACUUAAGCCACUGCACAAAAAGAAACAGUCCAUCCUUUAUGUCCAUCCUUGCUGACAAAAACUCACCUGUCCUCAAAACAUUCCAUAUAAUAUAAGCUGCCCAAUAUUAUCUCCUUGUUUGACCCAGCAAAAUUGACAGAUGUGGAAACAUGCAGCCAGAAUUUCUGGACUUCCUAGGUCUCUAGAACUCCUAGGUCUCUACAUCAGGGCCUCAUUCUUCACUUAUCAUGUAUCUGAUUUUGAAAGAUGCUGAGCACCCAACUAUUGCUGCAGACCACAGUAUAUGCAAAUGCAUGCUCAAAAAAUUUGGUGGCAGAUUCUGUGCUGGGUGCUUGAAAAUGGAGCCACUUGCUUUUAUGGAUAAUUUGGGGAGGGUGGGAAAAAAAAGUUGCUUAAAUAAUAAGAUCUAAGAGUAAGUCAGUGUUCAAGGCUGGCUUGAGACCAUGAAAAAUUUCAGCCCGUUCUUGUCACUCCCUGCUCCUGGAGAUGGCAUGACUUCAGUUCCAGUCUUAUUACAAUAGAUCCUGCUUCUUCCCUCCACAGGAGAUGCCUGAGUCAGACUUCAGGGGCAGGCAACCUUGGAAAUUCAAUGGUUGAUGGUGCAGGUCAGAGUUAGGAAUAUGGGAACCUCUACCUCGUGGAAUCAUCCAGGGUGUGCACAGAACAUCCAGGAGACUGGAUCAUUUCCCUUCUGGUAUUCCUACAGGGUAUGCUGGAAGGACACACAAUGUUUGUUCAUAGAGAGACAUUUGUUCCUGUGAAUAUAUAGGUGUAUUUCUGUAAACUCUAAAUUUGAUUAAGUAACCUUCAGCACAUCCAGUGAAAGCUGAAGAUCCACAACCAAAAUGUUCACGAUAGUUGGGUUAACCUGAUCUGGGAGAGGCAAAGCUGUACAGGGAAGGGGAAAUCAGCCUUCCAUAUCUGCAUACUCACCUGGUAAAUGUCAGCAGGGAGCUGCUCCUUGCUUCAUCCCAGCCUUACCAGGAGUGGAGAGCUGUGGGUUGGUGUCAGAUGCAGCUUUAUUAAUCUAAGGGUCGUGCCAAGCUAGCUCAGUGUUGAUGGUCCUGCUCAUUAGCAGAGUCAGGAGGAUUUAGGAGCUGGAUGGAACUGAAUUUUCCUGCUUUGUGUGCCUUGGUGAGCACAAUGCUGGCUUAUUUAAAAGGUGAGAGGCUUCGGUUUGGGCUCAGCAAGUCCUUAUCUCCUGGUUUAAGUUUGUAAUUUGCCCAAGAAAACUUUGUCUAGAUUUCAGCUUGAGGAAUUUGAUUAGAAGAAACUGAGCAUUUGGUGUUUUUCAAAAUAGUCUAUUGUUUUGGCAGGGUCUGAACUGGAAAAGGGGACCCAUUCCAGCAGAGCAUUGAGGCUGCUCUCAAUCCAGCCCCCACACUCUGGAUCUUCAUGACUUUGAUCUUGUUUGUGCUGUCCACAAGUCCUGUGAAGUGCAAGAGCAAUAUUCCACAGACUCCAGGCUGACAUGUCUUGCAGUGUUUCCUCUCACUGGAAAAGUGGAAGUGAAAUGAAGGCAUCGUGGAAAUCAGAAAGGUCAGAGUAGGGCAAAAAAAAACCCAUGACAAGAGAAGACAGGAAAGAGAAAAGGUAAUGGGUUUGGAUGGAGAGACCUUCCUCUUUGUAGGUGGUGUAGGAGAGGCAAGAGGAGACAGGUAAAAAGGCACAGGAAUGAAAGGAGUUGGGAUGUGCUGCCAAAACCAGAGGUUUUCUGGAUAAAAGCAUUUCCUUGAGAAAGAUUUGGGAAAUUCCCUGUUGGUGCUAUGCAGUAACAUGGGGCAGAUGAUAAUUUUUAAGGGGUGAAAGGGCAUGUGGCCUACUGACAUGUAUCCUAAGUCUGGGUUGAAGGAAGGAAUGUUUUGAUGGACCUCCAACUCCCAAAACUGAAUGGGCACAGAUAAGGUGAUGUUUAUCUGAACGGUGCCUGUUAUUUUGUGAAACUCUGUAACUCCUUGUUGUGUUCUUAAGAAUAAAAAUUAUUAUGGUAUAAAAAAAAAUCCAUUCCAA
Parus major (Great Tit) is the source of this 9803-nucleotide messenger RNA. It is a transcript of the gene FBXO40, whose product is annotated as F-box protein 40. Gene Ontology annotation, molecular function: zinc ion binding; protein binding; ubiquitin protein ligase activity. The record is from RefSeq and is a predicted model, not a curated record. Bases 3740 to 5857 code for a protein of 705 amino acids. Gene Ontology annotation, cellular component: cytoplasm. The transcript has 3 exons. Lineage: Eukaryota; Metazoa; Chordata; Aves; Passeriformes; Paridae.